UUUGCCUCGGGCUAGCAGAGAAUCGAACGAAAUUCAUAAACAAUAUCGUCAGGAAAAAUAAAAAGGAACCGCAAAACGGAGAUAAAUUUAAGUGUAAUUUUCAGUAUAUCAUCAACGACCGUUCGAACAUGCGUUCCUAUCUCGACCAAACGAUUUUAUUACUAAUUUUCAGCGCCGUUUCGGGCGCACUUUCUAAACUCGAAUUCGAAUAUCACACCAAUGAACAGAUGGAGGAGAUUCUUAAACGAUUCGAAACAAUCGGAAACACCAAAUUAACCACGAGAUUGUACUCAAUUGGGAUUUCUUCUAGUUUUCAAAAGCCGUUUCCACUGUGGGUCCUCGAGAUAACGGCUGCUCCAGAGAACAGAACGGGCGUUCCCAACGUCAAAUUACUGGGAAACAUGCACGGCAACGAAGCUGGAGGUAGGGAAAUUCUCCUCCACUUCAUCGAGAAUUUAAUAACGCUUUACGACAAAGAUUCGAGAGUGACUUGGUUGUUAAAGAACACCAGGCUCCACAUCAUGCCCACGCUGAACCCGGAUGGUUUCAGCGAAGCCAGUAACAGCUGCCAUGGUAGUAUGGGCAGGGAAGUACCUUCGUUCAUGGUGGAUUUGAACAGGAACUUUCCGGAUUUCUUCCACCCUAACCCCGAACUGGUGCAUGCCGAGGAGACCAUAGCAGUGAUGAAUUGGAUGGAUAAAACCAAGUUUAUUCUAUCGGCGGCGUUGCACGAGGGAGAUAUGGUCGCCAAUUAUCCUUACGACGCCAUCAAUCCGAACGGGUUCGGGGCAUAUUUGACUCCGGACGACGACGUUUUCAAGUAUUUAGCGAGAGUGUACGCCGACAAUCACCCGGUUAUGCACGCAAGCAAAGGCUGUUCCAAUGCUGGAAAGGACUUCAAAAAUGGUAUCACCAAUGGAGCCGAUUGGUACCAAUUUGAUGGUGGUAUGGGUGAUUACAACUACAAUUUCCACGGAUGUAUGGAGGUUACGCUGGAAUUGUCCUGUUGUAAAUAUCCGUCCAACCUUACGAAAUUGUGGAGUGAAAAUGAAAAAUCGUUGUUAAUGUAUUGCAUGCAGGCGAACAUGGGCGUAACAGGCUUGAUUCUUGAUGGCACAACAAGAAAACCCGUCGAAGAAGAAGCUAUGCUGAGAAUAGAAGGAAGAAAAUUAUAUUUCAGGAGUUUCCAAAAAACUGGUGAAUUUUGGAGGAUACUCUUGCCGGGAAAGUACAUUCUUCGGGUGGAAGUUCCCGGUUAUUAUACUCAUUACGAAAAUUUUACGGUAGAGCAACCUGUUAACGGCUUCCCAAAACUCACCAAUUUGACUAUCCUGCUGGUUAACGCUUCAUUUCCUACCACUACAACCACAACCACGACAUCUUCAACGACUCCAACAACUACUAUUAGAAGUAAACCAUCCGUUGCUGCAAAUUUAACAGCCAGAUUUGGCCAAAACGAUGGCGAAAAAACAGACAAUGUUACUUGGAAUGAACAAGUUCCAAUCCUUGCUGCCUCAACAAGCAAGAGUUCUAGAGAUCUCCUACUAAGCGAAUUAUUCUUAUUAAUAUUUAUAACGACAUUUUAUCUUCUACUUUAAUGCAAUUAAGUAUAGAGUACCUAAAAUAAAAAUAUCACAAACUAAUAAAUACUGUACUAAUAAAAAUUGUAAAUAUAUCUACA
Molecule: messenger RNA, 1681 nt
Organism: Phyllotreta striolata
Lineage: Eukaryota; Metazoa; Arthropoda; Insecta; Coleoptera; Chrysomelidae
Source: the annotation of a GenBank genome assembly